This is a messenger RNA of Rotaria sp. Silwood1, 570 nucleotides long. The record is from the annotation of a GenBank genome assembly. Lineage: Eukaryota; Metazoa; Rotifera; Eurotatoria; Philodinida; Philodinidae.
AUGAAAAUAAUUGAAUUUGUCAGUUUAAAGAAAGCAACUUUAUUUGCUCAUAAACGAAUUCAUGUUUAUUUAUUUGAUUCAAUAAUAGCUCCAACACCAUCUAUUGCAUUUUCCAUUCCAAAAAAAAAGAUUAAAAUGUCAAGCUGUCAAAUAGUCAAAUCCAAUAAAAAUAAUGCAGAUUUUAUUAUACCUACUGAUUCAGAUGCUGAUCGAUUUGCAUUAACUGAAACAGAUAUCACCGGAUCAACACAAACUGGUUGGAGAAUUUUAACUGGAAAUCAAUUAGGAGCUUUACUUGUUAAAGAUUUUACUACAAUUGAUACAUUAACAGGUUUUAAAUGGCUCGAAAAUAUAUCACAUCAAUUACUUAAUGAUAAAAAACAUGUUCUUUUUGGUUUUGAAGAUGUUACAGAUUUGACUAUUGAAAUUGUAGCUGAUUUUUGUGGCGAAGGUAAAGAUAAAAAGCCAACACUUCGUUGUUCAGCAUCAACACAAAUGAUAACAUUUUAUUUUUAUAAUGAUUGUGAAAUAAGAAUACGUGUCAGUGGAACUGAACCAACGAUUAAAUGA